AUGAGAUCGGACCUCGAAGUUGUAUUGACGGAUUUAAGUCAUUACUAUAAGCGGAAAGGAGGCGGCGCGACUGUCGCUGAUAUUAACAUGGACGAUCUGCAAGUCAGUCCCCCGCGUUUGGAACUUGUAGGUUUGCUAUCUGUGGACAUGACGUGCUUUUCGAUCAGCAUUUUUGGCGUAAAUAAACAAGUUUUGGGGCAUGUUGAUCAACACGCGUUAGAUCAGGGUAUAAAUAUAAAUACAAUGAUGAGUGAGUAUGGACUACGAAUUAAAUGCAGUAUCUUUAUUGACUGGAUAUGA
Molecule: messenger RNA, 300 nt
Organism: Plasmopara halstedii
Lineage: Eukaryota; Oomycota; Peronosporomycetes; Peronosporales; Peronosporaceae
Exons: 1
Coding region: 1-300 (99 amino acids)
Source: RefSeq, a predicted model, not a curated record